AUGCACAUCAAGUAUGUACGAAUUCAUGGGUUCAAAUCGUACAGAGAGAAGACGAUUUGCGGUCCGUUGAGCCCACUACAUAAUAGCAUUGUAGGGUACAAUGGCUCUGGUAAAAGCAACUUUUUUGCAGCACUCCGGUUCGUGCUUAGUGAUGCUUAUUCCAAUAUGCGACCAGAUGAACGAGCGAAAUUGCUAAAUGAAGGAGCUGGUGCUAACAUUGUCAACGCCUACGUGGAGAUCGUUUUCGACAACUCGGACCAUAGGAUAGACAAUGAAAAAGAUGAGGUCACGAUCAAACGUAUGAUUGGGCUAAAGAAGGAUGAAUACUUUGUCGAUCAAAAGCAUGUGACCAAACAAGAUAUUGCAAACAUGCUGGAAACUGCUGGAUUUUCGAAAUCAAACCCGUACUAUAUCGUCGAGCAGGGCAAGGUGACGAAGAUUACCGAGAUGCAAGAUAAAGAGCGCUUGGCGCUUUUGAAGGAGGUUGCGGGAACGAACGUGUACGAAGAGAAGAAAGCCGAGUCUGAAAAGAUCAUGAAAGAGUCUGACGCGAAAAUGACGGAGAUCAACAAGGUUCUUUUGGCGAAUCGUCAAAGUAUCGAACGAGAACUUGAGUCUCUUUCAAAGCGACUUGAAAUGCUAGAGAAAGAACAGGUUCUAUUGGAGCCUCUUAUGGUUUUAAUGUAA
Messenger RNA from Guillardia theta CCMP2712, 687 nucleotides. RefSeq names its product sister chromatid cohesin complex subunit, structural maintenance of chromosome protein 3, SMC3 (gene Smc3). The coding region runs from base 1 to 687 and encodes 228 amino acids. Gene Ontology annotation, molecular function: double-stranded DNA binding; ATP binding; ATP hydrolysis activity. The record is from RefSeq and is a predicted model, not a curated record. The transcript has 7 exons. NCBI's taxonomy places the organism in Eukaryota, Cryptophyceae, Pyrenomonadales, Geminigeraceae. Gene Ontology annotation, biological process: mitotic sister chromatid cohesion.